GAGCACCGCCAAUUGGACAGCUUUAGAUGCCUCACUAAUUUUCACUUCCGUCAUCAGAUAGAGCCUCACUUUCCAGCUCUCGGUGUGUAUAAUCCGUCCAACCCGGCGAAAAUGGAGCGCCAUCGCCAAGCUGUGCGGCUCAUCGCCACAACGGUGCGGGGGUACUUUGACAAGUCGGUCCCGUUCCGGAUCAUGCACGGCAGCACAAAUUCGACGAGGCCGACGCACCUGAAAUCACAGGCUCGAUUCGUGGACAUCAGCGCCUUAAAGAAUGUCCUAGAGGUCGACACGACGCGGCAUGUGGCUCUCGUGGAGCCUAACGUGCCCAUGGAUAGGCUCGUGGAAAGCACACUCAAACACGGUCUCGUGCCGCCUGUAGUCAUGGAAUUUCCAGGAAUUACGGCCGGCGGCGGGUUUGCCGGCACAGCGGGGGAGAGCAGCUCAUUCAAACAUGGGUACUUCGACCAGACCGUCAACGCCGUCGAGAUGAUCCUUCCCGACGGUGAGAUCGUGGUCGCGAAGCCAGGGAGAAAUAGGCUGCGCAACGGCGGAACUGGAGACUUGGCCAAUACUAAGCUUGGGCCAGGAGAGGACCCAGAGAAGUACGCUGAUCUCUUCGACGGGGCUGCGGGCGCCGUUGGUACCCUCGGCGUCACGACACUUCUCGAACUCCAGCUCAUUGAGGCGAAACGCUUCGUGCGGACAACAUAUCGCCGGACGACCACCGCUGCCGAGGCCAUCCGCGUCGUCAAGGAAGAAUGCCGGAACCCAAGGAACGACUAUGUUGACGGUAUGCUAUUCUCGGAGGGUCACGGUGUCAUCGUUACCGGUGAGAUGACGGAUGAACUCCCGGCUGGUGAGAAGGUGCGCACUUUCAGCCAUGCCUGGGACCCGUGGUACUACAUGCACGUGCGAAAUAUCACCAAGGGGCUCACCUCCUCCGCAUCGCCUACUUCUCAGUCCAGUUCGUCAUCACCACAAGGCACCAUUACAGAAUACAUCCCGCUCGCAGAGUAUUUAUUUAGGUAUGAUCGUGGUGGCUUCUGGGUAGGCGAGGCGGCUUUCGACUACUUCUGGCCCGUGCCAUUCACGCGCUUUUUCCGAUGGUUCCUCGACGAUUUCCUCCACACGCGGAUGCUUUAUCGUGCGCUCCACGCCAGUGGGGAGAGCGCUCGGUUUUUCGUCCAGGAUCUUGGCAUCCCGUAUGAUACUGCUGAAGAGUUCAUCAAGUACACAACAAAGUCUCUGGGCAUUUGGCCACUGUGGCUCUGUCCCCUUAAGACACCCAAAGGCCCUAGUUUCCAUCCGCAUGUGCGUCAAUCAUCGUCCCCCGACACUACCGAAAUGCUGAACAUCGGCGUAUGGGGCUGGGGACCGAAGAAUAAGGAGGACUUCGUACGCGUGAACCGCGCCCUCGAGGACAAGGUCAACGAGCUCGGUGGCAUGAAGUGGCUAUACGCCCACACGUAUUACAGCGAGCCCGAGUUCUGGGACGCCUUUGGUGGGCGCCCCGCCUACGAGGCGCUGCGAGAAAAGUACCGCGCCACUAGCCUGCCGAGCGUCUACGACAAGGUAAAGGUCAGAGAGGAUACGGCGGACAAAGGCUGGAAGCCAUUUAUCAAGGGCCUGUGGCCCGUGGGUGGUUUAUACGGGAUCUGGAAGGGUAUCCAGAGCAAGGAUUACAUGCUUCAUCGCCACACUACAUGGAGAUGGCGGUCUGGUAGUGAGAAGGAGAAGACGGCUUAAUGAUGUAGAAUGCAGAGGGAAGUCUGCUUGAUGAGUGUUGUUGAAGACUGGCUUAAUAGCCAGAGCGGGUUUCAAUGAAGGGAACUAGAGGAUAGAUGGAUGACCUGCAGCAUUAAAUGGAUGCUCCGCAUGGUAAAUCAGCAUGUUUUGUACAUAUAUAGGUCAUUUAUGUUUGAGCAUGGUUCAUAAACAUCUGCUUAGUAGACGAGGAGACAGAAAAAUCUGGUAAACUGAGUCACAGUGAUCUUUGCUUUCUCCCUCUGCCAGAAAGCCUUGAUCAUUACGCUCUAAGAUAGAGUAUCAUCACUUACAGGAAACAUACACAAACAUUUUCGUUCUUCAUUGUUGAGCAAGAUGGUAACGGUCCCAAGACCGUUGCAAGAUACAAUAUUGAAAUUUCCAUUCACAUAUCAUACAACCUGUCCUUAUGUAUAGAUGUGCAUGACCCUUUUGCUUUAAAUGCAUUUCAUAGCUUUAUGUGUAUUGA
Molecule: messenger RNA, 2233 nt
Organism: Xylaria bambusicola
Lineage: Eukaryota; Fungi; Ascomycota; Sordariomycetes; Xylariales; Xylariaceae
Exons: 1
Coding region: 112-1746 (544 amino acids)
Biological process (GO): steroid metabolic process
Cellular component (GO): membrane; cytoplasm
Molecular function (GO): FAD binding; Delta24(24-1) sterol reductase activity
Source: RefSeq, a predicted model, not a curated record